CCGUAAAAACCGGGUGUGCAGAGUGUGCACCGCACACAGGCCUCGGGCCUCAAAAUAUAUUUCAGGGCCUCAAAAGUCAAAAGGACUAAUGACACAUAUUAUUAAAUUAUUAAAAUAUCAAAUAUUAGUUAUUGAAUUGAAAAUGGAGCCAAUGUUAUUUUGUAUCUAUUAACUAAUUUACUAUUAUUGUUGUCGUAUUACUUUGAUAAGGCCUAUAAAUAUUAGAAGUAUAAAUAUAGAUUUUCGUCCGUAUUUCCAUGUAAUACUAUUAAUAGUAUUAUGGUAUAUACGGCGUACACACGUCUUGACUGAUUAUCGGAAUUAAUCGCCGAUCGCCGCUGUUGUAUCCUUCCCUUUACCCUACGUAGUACGUAUUCACUAUUCAAAAUACAAUUGCCUGCAAUAUGUGACUUUGUCGUGUUGUUGAAGUGCACACUGUAGUACCUACUGUACAAUUAUACUAAGUAGUUUAUUACAUUUUACUGUUUAUUAUUUUCUAUUAAAACUUAAAUUAUGUCAAAAAGAACGUUUCAGAGUGGUUGCGAAAAGAGAAAAAAAAAAGCUAGACAAUUAGUAGAAAACGAAAAAUUGUCAAAUUGCAUACUUAGUUGGGCUAAAGGCUCUUCUGAAUCACAAGACAUGAAUUCAACUUCAACUAAUUCAAUUAGUGUUACACAAAAAAAAGAUAUUAACUAUAAAACUUCCUCGGAUACAACUAUGUCAAAUUUUUGUGAAAUUGGUCAGGAUGAUGGACAAACAUUAACAUCUAGCUCUUAUAUUGAAUCUGAAGAAAACAAGGAUACAGAUGUUCAGGAUGAAAGACCAACAUUAUCAUCUAGCUCUUAUAUUGAAUCUGAAGAAAACAAGGAUACAGAUGUUCAGGAUGAAAGACCAACAUUAUCAUCUAGCUGUUGUAUUGAAUCUGAAGAAAACAAGGAUACAGAAAAUAAUGUUGGCAAUAAGAUUGAUAUGGACCAUGAACUAGAUUUAAAAUCAGAUUACCCAACCGACCGUGGACAAUUUCAUGAAACUGUAACUGAUACAUUGAAAAGAAGCAUUUUACAAUUUGGUCCAUGUAGGCCUAAUAUAAAAUUUCCAAAGACUGAAAAUAGAUGUUUUUCAGUGCAUUAUUACUAUAUGAUAACAAAGGGAGGAUUAAAAAUUCCACGUGAUUGGUUAUGCUAUUCAGUGUUGUUAGAUGUGACUUACUGUGAAACAUGUUGGCUAUUUGCUGAUCGAAUUAGUGGGAAAUUCAAUAAAGAAUGGAUAGAAGGUGUUAGUGAUUGGCAACAUUUAUCACAAAGUAUUCAACGGCAUGAGAGUUCAAUACAACACUUGUAUGCAUCUAAAGUUAGAUCUUUAUGGAUGAAAAAUCAAACUAUUGAUGUAAAUAUAGAAAAGCAGUACUCCCAAGAAGCUAUGUUAUGGAGAAAUGUUUUAAAGCGUAUAAUAAAAAUUAUUUUAUGUUUGACUGCUGGUAAUUCAGGUUUACGUGGUAAUGAAGGUAGCUUAAAGAUAAAAAAUCCAAAUGAAGGCAAUUUUAUACGAACUGUAAAACUGCUUGCCGAGUUUGAUCCUGUUUUAAAUAAUGUAAUAAAUGACGAAAAACAAAAUAUUAAAUAUCUCAGUCCGUUAAUUCAGAACGAAAUAAUAGAUAUUUUAUCUUCUGAUUUACGUCGUAUAAUUUGUGAUGACAUUAGGUCUAGUUGUUUUUUCUCAGUUAUCUUAGACUCAACACAAGAUAUAACUAAAGAAGAUCAAGUUAGUCUUAUAAUUCGUUACACUGUUGUUAAUUAUGAAGAAAAGAAAGUAGAAAUCAAGGAAUCAUUUUUAGGAAAAAUGUAG
Messenger RNA from Aphis gossypii (cotton aphid), 1845 nucleotides. Its product is annotated as zinc finger MYM-type protein 1-like. The record is from RefSeq and is a predicted model, not a curated record. The transcript is spliced from 7 exons. NCBI's taxonomy places the organism in Eukaryota, Metazoa, Arthropoda, Insecta, Hemiptera, Aphididae. Bases 514 to 1845 code for a protein of 443 amino acids.